AUGUUUAAGAAAGAGUCAGUGCCCACCUCACACCAGGAAUCACCUCUGCCGGGCGCUCCUAAGCAAAAGCUCAAGUCUUCGGUACAACGCUCCCUGCGCCAGUCCCUCCUGACCACCUACCCGCUCCUGAACCCAUACAUCGACGAGGUCCUGCCCAAGAAAGCCUCCCUCAACCAGAUCAAACUGCCCGAGCGCGCCUCCCUGUACGUCGCCGAUGGCGAGCCCAUCUUCUUCCAGCACGACAACGACACUCUCCUGCCGCACCUGAAGCUCGUACACCGCUUCCCCCAGGCCUUCCCGACAGUGCGCAUCGACCGCGGCGCCAUCCGCUUCGUGCUCAGCGGCGCCACGCUGAUGGCCCCCGGCCUGACGAGCAAGGGCGGCCGGUUACCUGAGCCCAAGGAGGGAGACGAGGGCGUGGACGACGAAGGCCACUGGAGCAGGGAACUCGAGAAGGACGAGCCCGUGGUAGUCAUGGCGGAGGGGAAAGACCACGCUUGUGCCGUGGGAUUGCUGGUGGCUGGGACGAAGGAGGUCAAGGAGAAGGGGAAGGGCCCCGUGGUAGAGGAGGCACACUUCCUAGGGGAUGGGCUGUGGAAACUGCAUAUUGAUUGA
Messenger RNA from Diaporthe amygdali, 615 nucleotides. RefSeq lists its product as uncharacterized. Gene Ontology annotation, molecular function: RNA binding. Lineage: Eukaryota; Fungi; Ascomycota; Sordariomycetes; Diaporthales; Diaporthaceae. The transcript is spliced from 2 exons. Bases 1 to 615 code for a protein of 204 amino acids. Gene Ontology annotation, biological process: formation of translation preinitiation complex. The record is from RefSeq and is a predicted model, not a curated record.